AUGUCGCCAGAUUUGCGCGGUGGACAACUGGACAACCCGUCUGCAUGGUCCAACGGAGGACAAAGGCCGGCGUCUGUGGUCGCAGGCCCUAUACAUCUGCGUCAGCGCGCUCGUGUCUCUACCGCUAUGCGUAAGGAGAUUGCUCUCUACAAGCGAAGUCACCCAGAUGCCUCGCAGAAGGCUAUCGCUGGCUCCUUUGGGGUGUGUCAGGCGACGGUAAGCCGCAUAUUGAAGAUGAAGGACAAAUGGGCAGACCCAGGAACUAUCGCAUCAGAGAAAUACUGUAGAUAUAGCUUCUCGAGACUUUUCGAAAUAGAGGACGAGAUGAGGCGCUGGGUCGAUAGACGCGCACUUGCGCACAAGCUCAUCACCGACAAGGACAUACGCAACGAGGCAACGAGGAUCAGCGAGGAGUGUGAGAUCACUUUCAAAGCGAGCAAGACGUGGCUCAAGAACUUCAAACUUCGCCACGGGAUUGCUAUGGGGAUGGUUUUUGCUAACGGCACAAAGCAUGAACGGUCAGCCGCCUUUGGGAAAGCAGGUCCGGAUCCGUAUGCUGCCUCCAGGAUGGCCGCAGACAUUCUCAGCACAUACCCUGAACGACUGGAGGCGCUUCACGAUCCGACUUACGUGCCACCCGAUAUCUCUCGUCUCUGCACUGAAGUGGUGGUUCAUGAUGUCGUUGACCUCGCUGAGUUGUCGGCCAUGAUUUCGCGGACUCCAACGCCCGAGCCGGAUGCCUAUGUAACCGCACUAGGUAACUCCGAGCGGUGCGGUGAAGGAGCGAACGUUGGCGACGGAGAGCAGAAGCCGGCGGCUGAGGAGCAUCAAUGA
Postia placenta MAD-698-R-SB12 is the source of this 834-nucleotide messenger RNA. RefSeq lists its product as hypothetical. Lineage: Eukaryota; Fungi; Basidiomycota; Agaricomycetes; Polyporales; Adustoporiaceae. The transcript is spliced from 2 exons. The record is from RefSeq and is a predicted model, not a curated record. Gene Ontology annotation, molecular function: DNA binding. The coding region runs from base 1 to 834 and encodes 277 amino acids.